Linum tenue is the source of this 686-nucleotide messenger RNA. Lineage: Eukaryota; Viridiplantae; Streptophyta; Magnoliopsida; Malpighiales; Linaceae. The record is from the annotation of a GenBank genome assembly.
UUAUUAUACAUUAGUACGUAGUAGAAAUAUAUAGAGGUAUUACAAAAAGUAGGAGAUUCAUCAUUUUUAGUCAUUAAUUACAUCAUAAAGUACCGCAAAGCCUAAUCGUGAAAUCCCCAUACGUAUACAUACGUACUACCCUCUGAUACUUAGCCAAAAAAGCAGAGGUUUUUAUGAUCAUUACCAUCAUCAUUAUGACCAUGACUAAUUAAGAAGAAGGAAAAGAAGAGAGUACUCCAUAGUAUAUAUAGUAAAGUUAGCCAAAAUUUCGACCCAUGUGAUGUGAUGAUCGACUUGAUCAGAGCCACAGAGCGCCAGCCCGUUUGAGCAUGGCAGACAAGGAACCAUUGAGAUGAAGGGUCAUGAUCUCAUUGGCGCCGCCGACAAGGUUCCCGCCGAUGAACACCACCGGAAAGUCACCGGCAACACCGUGUCGAGCCAAGGCCUGCUCGAUCUCCCGGCCACCGGGGACCUGGUCGAGCUCGUAGACGGUGGGGUUGACGCCAAAGUCGAAGAACAAGGUUUUGAUGGUGUGGCACAUGCAGCACGUGCUCUUGCUGAACACCACCACCGGCCUCUCCGCCGCCAUUUGGAACACUCGAUCCAUUUCUUUUUGAGAAGGAUGAGGAGUGGGCAAUGGAACAGUGAAUAAAAUAGUGGACUUGUGGAUGGGUUGAAUUUGGUUU